UUCCUGAUAUUUCAUCAUCUUGGAUGUGACCGAUGAGGUUUCCGUCAUUCUGGUUCAGUAGAAAAUGCACCAGAGUCGACUUAUUCUUUUGUGCUCUUGGUAUCGCUCAUUCAUAAUGACAUGUUAACAUGUCCGUUAUCCAUCCAUCCAUCCAUCCAUCCAUCCAUCCAUCCAUCCAUCCAUCCAUCCAUCCAUCCAUCCAUCCUCUUCAUAUUCACCGUUCUCUCAUUCUGCUUUAAUGUGUCUCUUUGUCCACCUAUUAUUUGUGUUUUCUUGGGUGAGAUGCUGUGCCACACAUGAAGGUGCCACCAUCUUGAUUUUGAUGUCGACGGUAUUCAGUUUGGCAUUUUGUUUGUUACAUCAACAAUGGCAUCAUUGACCUAUGAAAAACAUUUCAUCUUAAUGACCGGACUUCAAAUUUUAGCUAUUUUAGUUUAUCUGCAUAAAGCUAUUUUAAGUUGCUUUCUGUGUAUCUUAAAUUUGAUGUUACAUACUGUGAAGUAUAAUAUUUCAAAGCAGUUACCUAUAUCCUGCCACAUUUUAGGGCUAAUGUAAAUGAUAAUUCUUUAAGUUUGUUUGCAACGUCUAGUGUAAUACACAGAAAAAGAGCAUCUGAAUAAUACUGUACAAUUCAUUUAAAAAUACAUUGAGACAAAUGGAGUCAUUUUAUUUGCCAUGUAAAUAUAUACAUUUAAAGUAUAUUCAAAAAAAUUGGGUUUCAGGGGAACAUUGGGGAAUCUUCUGGUGAUGAACUUAAAGGGAACCUUUGACUUUCACAGUCACUUUCGGAACAGAAUUGGUUGUCCUUCUCAGGGAACGUGGCUUUCAUUGUGCUACAUCACGCUUCAUUCAAGUUUGUUACUGAAUACCUGAACAUUUCUUGAUGAAAAGAAUAGUAAUGUCAUAAUCCUUCCAGCCAAUGUCGUAACCCCCACAUUUGCUCUGGUCACCAGUGUGAGUGUGCAUGUUUUGAAUUUGUAUUUAUAUUGCUGACUAAGAUCACUUCUUUUCAAUGCUCACACUCCUUGGCUCAUUAAAAGUGACGCGCCUGAAAAAAUAGAACAUUUUAUUCAUGUUAGGAAAAACAUGAUUGGAGUCACACUCAAUGUAAAGUAAUAAGUAAUAAAUUAGUUAAUUACCACCUUUUAAAAUGUUGCCCGACUGGUUUCCCGGGAAUGCAUCCUCGCCCCGUUCUGGCCAGUGGUCAGACUCAAUUAUCAUUAGUCUGACAUAACUCGUGGUACUUAAAGCCUCCUUAACUGGCGCGGGGACCAGACAGCGACUCCUUGUGAGAACAGUGAACAAGACCGAGCUUCAUCGUCACAUCUGUCACUGGGAGCAACUGUGGCGGAGUAUUUGAUCAAGAUUUCGGGUAAGUUAUUUUGUCAUGUAUUUAAUGUGCUGAACUCGAAUGUUUAAACCAGGGUUGUCAUGUAUUGCAAUUAUUCGCAUUAAUGCCGUAGUUGACUUUUUGCAUCUGUUCUAAAUGUAACAGAAUGUAAGGAAGGAUUUGGAAAGGAAGGACUCAACAUAUAACGGAUACAGUCCACAACAUUCUUUGGAAUGACUGAAAAGGCUCAGAAGACUCUGAAAGGAUGCUGAUGUUUUGGCAUUAGGGGGAAGUGUCUUUAGAAAUAGAAAGAAUCAUCCUCUCUCUUUAUUUAACAUCACGGUAGCCAAUAUUUAAUAAGAACUCAGGCUGACUAAAAAUAAGCAGAGAUGGAUUGAAGAAACACUGUGUUUUACCGGUUAUAGUUUAAACAUGAAUGGUGCGCAGUAUCAGGAUAUGUCAAGCUAAGCAGAGCUCCGCCCCCUGGCAGAGCCUUAAGUGCCGACUCAAUUUCACGCACGUCAUAUUUCCUGUCAAAUGCAGCAUUCGUUCAUAGCCAAAGGACUAUGGACUGCUAGAAUCCGACGCUUUUGCAAAUGCUGUCCAGAGUCUGAACCUUUAGCGGCAAUGGCGGCUUCCUCCCAGCAUAAAUAAUCCACGAGACGCGGCAAACUCUGUGGACAGCCGAGGUCACAUAUUCUUCACAAUGACUUUAGCCCCGUCUACAUUAAAGAAUCGCCUGGCGUGAUUUUAAACCUACACCUUACAAUCGAGUGACAGUGUCACUCUCAAUUCCGCUUAUGUCACAACCGCUCGAUUGGCAUCCACGGGUUCAGAACUAGGGUUAUUCAAAAUGCACACACAAAGAAGCGGAUGGACAAACACGCGUGCGUUUUCACACGCCAAAAUUUUUAGUAGCAUUAAGAUUGACUGUAGUUGAAGCGUUCAUUGGUUUUUCAUAGCCCUGGUUCAAACUUCAUUAUUUACUAUUGUGAUUUAAUUUCAGAUGUUCAUGUUGCAAAAAUAUAAACCUCACAUUGACUUUAUGGUCUGGAAAGUUGUUCUCUUGUGUGUUAAUAGUCUUAUUCAUUAUUUGGAAAUUAUCAUUACAUUAUGUUUUAAACAAAUGGUUUUGAUUUGUUAUUUUCAGAUGAGAAUUUGCCAUUUACUAAGUAGGCGGGUCAAAAUGACCCCGAGGAAUGCCUUGAUCCUUCUUCUUUUAAUUGGAGUUGGAGGGCAAGGGGUUGCAGGAGGUCUGAAGGAUACCCUGUGUCCAGUACAUAGUACUGUCAACCCCACGACUGCUGUCACAACAGCCCCCAACUUCAGGAGCACUAACACGCCAAAUACCACGCUGUCGUCAACCGUCUUACGAACAACAACAAGUGUAAGUCAGAGAAUCACUACAAGUGCCACACUCCCUGUUUCUGAAGCAAGUAAAAACACUCUUGCAUCUGCUGUGGCAUCGUCCGCUGCUGCCCUUUCUGCCGCAGCUGCAUCCUUUGCAAAUGCUUUUGCAAAGUCGGACAAUGAACCAACCUCCCAGACGAUAAUUCAGGCUGCAAACAAUGCUGCCAUUGCUGCGGCCCUCUAUUCUGAUGCUGUUCUUGAAGGACACGAGUCGCCAGACAACGUUUCCAGAGUGACAACAAAUGCUGGAGAUGCUACAACUGAGGCCUUUGAAAUGAUUGCCAAUGAGUCUGCAAGCUUAGAUCCAGAUGUUGCAGCAAAGAUUGCAGAGGCGAAAGUACUAUUGUCCCAGGCAUUAGAGGAACUAGAAGAAGGAGCAGUGAAGGUUCCGUUAGUUACAAGUAUUGAGGAUGCACAAGAGGCAGCAGCUGCAAUAAAUGAUACAGCAGAGAAGGCUGCAGCUGCACUGGAAGCUCUACUGCCGGCCAUAAAUAUGUUGGCAAAUGCAAGUGAAGGUGAUGAGAAGACAGCACUGCUGAUUGCAGCACAGACACUAACUGUGGCAGCUGAAGCGUUGGAGGAAAACAGAAAAGUAGCAGAAGCUAUUGUGGCUGCAUCAACAGCACCAAGCCAAGAGGACAUGGCAGAGAGGUUGGAUGACGCGCUGAUGUACGCAAACAACUCUGCUUCGAAAGCACUGGCAGCACUGGCGAAGGCAAAUAUUGGAGUAGAUGCAGGAAACUCCACUACUUUAGCAAGAAGCGGCACAGCGGCAGCGAUAGCUAUGGCCUCAUCUGCAACCUCAACAGCUGCAUCAGUGGCAGCCAUUGUGGCUAGCUCUUUUCCAAGGACCGUACAAGAAGACUUGUUGGACGCAGCCAUCGCGGCUGCAGAUGCAUCAAUCCGAGCAGCAAACGCUUCUCAGCGUGUGCUUGAUGGAGCAACAUCUCAGACGGAGGGACUGGUUCAUGCCGCAGAUGCCGUUCAGAAGGCUAAAAUAGCAUCCGACAGAAUCUCUCAAUUCAUUGAGGAAGAAACAACGCUGAGUCCGGAGUUGAAAGAAAAAAUUGCAGAAGCCGUGGCCAAUGUAUCUGCCGCAGCACAGAAGGCAUUAGAUGCUGUGCCGCUGUUGACUUCGGCAUCUGUUAGUGCUGGAGCAGAGAAAUUGGAUGAGGCAUCGAGACAGGCUUUAGAAGCUUCUGAAAAUCUAAAGGCACACAUUCAGGCUCUUUCUGCAAAUAUCUCAGCGAGUACAAGUCAAGAAGAGACAGUGGAGCUUGCGACUGAUGCUGUGGAGCUUGGAGCAGAGGCUGCAAGCAAAGCCAAGGAGUCUGCUGAAGCCACUGUUGCAGUGAUCAACGGGCCGGCAGCAGAGGUGGACGUGAAGGUUACAGAGGCCUUAAAUUCAGCACUGAAUGCAACACGAACGGUUGCAAAGGCUGCAGACAAAGCAUUUGAAGCCGUUAACUCAGUUGGAGUAAUGAUAACAACUCCACCACCAUCGAUGACAGACACCCCAACAAUCCCUUCACAAAACACGUCACUGUUGUUUGAAACAAGUCAACGCACUCUUGCAUCUGCAGCAGCUUCCUCCGCUGCUGCCCUUUCUGCAGCAGCUGCAUCUCUAGCAAACGCCUUUGCAAAAUCGCAAGAUGAACCAGCAUCCCUUGAGCCAAGUCAGGCAGUAAAGGAUGCUGCCGCUGCUGCUCUAGAACUAGCACACUAUUCUGGAGAUGUACUUGAAGGAAACAAGUCGCCGAACGCUGCUUCUGGAUUGACCACAAAAGCAGGAGCCGCUGCCACCAAGGCCUUUGAAGUGGUUGUCAAUGAAUCUGCGAGCUUUGAUCCAGAGGUUAGAGCAAAGAUUGCUGUGGCCAAAGCACUGUUGUCUCAGGCAUUACAGAAAGCACAAGAGGGAGCAGAGAAGGCUCCUUUAUCCUCAAAUAUGGAGGAUGCACAAGAGGCAGCAGCUGCAAUAAAUGAUACAGCAGAGAAGGCUGCAGCUGCACUGGAAGCUCUACUGCCGGCCAUAAAUAUGUUGGCAAAUGCAAGUGAAGGUGAUGAGAAGACAGCACUGCUGAUUGCAGCACAGACACUAACUGUGGCAGCUGAAGCGUUGGAGGAAAACAGAAAAGUAGCAGAAGCUAUUGUGGCUGCAUCAACAGCACCAAGCCAAGAGGACAUGGCAGAGAGGUUGGAUGACGCGCUGAUGUACGCAAACAACUCUGCUUCGAAAGCACUGGCAUCACUGGCGAAGGCAAAUAUUGGAGUAGAUGCAGGAAACUCCACUACUUUGGCAAGAAGCGGCACAGCGGCAGCGAUAGCUAUGGCCUCAUCUGCAGCCUCAACAGCUGCAUCAGUGGCAGCCAUUGUGGCUAGCUCUUUUCCAGGGACCGUACCAGAAGACUUGUUGGACGCGGCCAUCGCGGCUGCAGAUGCAUCAAUCCGAGCAGCAAACGCCUCUCAGCGUGUGCUUGAUGGAGCAACAUCUCAGACGGAGGUACUGGUUCAUGCCGCAGAUGCCGUUCAGAAGGCUAAAAUAGCAUCCGACAGAAUCUCUCAAUUCAUUGAGGAAGAAACAACGCUGAGUCCGGAGUUGAAAGAAAAAAUUGCAGAAGCCGUGGCCAAUGUAUCUGCCGCAGUACAGAAGGCAUUAGAUGCUGUGCCGCUGUUGACUUCGGCAUCUGUUAGUGCUGGAGCAGAGAAAUUGGAUGAGGCAUCGAGACAGGCUUUAGAAGCUUCUGAAAAUCUAAAGGCACACAUUCAGGCUCUUUCUGCAAAUAUCUCAGCAAGUACAAGUCAAGAAAAGACAGUGGAGCUUGCGACUGAUGCUGUGGAGCUUGGAGCAGAGGCUGCAAGCAAAGCCAAGGAGUCUGCGGAAGCCACUGUUGCAGUGAUCAACGGGCCGGCAGCAGAGGUCGACGUGAAGGUUACAGAGGCCUUAAAUUCAGCACUGAAUGCAACACGAACGGUUGCAAAGGCUGCAGACAAAGCAUUUGAAGCCGUUAACUCAGUUGGAGUAAUGAUAACAACUCCACCACCAUCGAUGACAGACACCCCAACAAUCCCUUCACAAAACAUGUCACUGUUGUUUGAAACAAGUCAACGCACUCUUGCAUCUGCAGCAGCUUCCUCCGCUGCUGCCCUUUCUGCAGCUGCUGCAUCUCUAGCAAACGCCUUUGCAAAAUCGCAAGAUGAACCAGCAUCCCUUGAGCCAAGUCAGGCAGUAAAGGAUGCUGCCGCUGCUGCUCUAGAACUAGCACACUAUUCUGGAGAUGUACUUGAAGGAAACAAGUCGCCGAACGCUGCUUCUGGAUUGACCACAAAAGCAGGAGCCGCUGCCACCAAGGCCUUUGAAGUGGUUGUCAAUGAAUCUGCGAGCUUUGAUCCAGAGGUUAGAGCAAAGAUUGCUGUGGCCAAAGCACUGUUGUCUCAGGCAUUACAGAAAGCACAAGAGGGAGCAGAGAAGGCUCCUUUAUCCUCAAAUAUGGAGGAUGCACAAGAGGCAGCAGCUGCAAUAAAUGAUACAGCAGAGAAGGCUGCAGCUGCACUGGAAGCUCUACUGCCGGCCAUAAAUAUGUUGGCAAAUGCAAGUGAAGGUGAUGAGAAGACAGCACUGCUGAUUGCAGCACAGACACUAACUGUGGCAGCUGAAGCGUUGGAGGAAAACAGAAAAGUAGCAGAAGCUAUUGUGGCUGCAUCAACAGCACCAAGCCAAGAGGACAUGGCAGAGAGGUUGGAUGAUGCGCUGAUGUACGCAUACAACUCCGCUUCGAAAGCACUGGCAGCACUGGCGAAGGCAAAUAUUGAUGUAGAUGCAGGAAACGCCAGCGAUACUUCAUAUCGCGUUUUUGCAGCUACUGUAUCAUCAUCAGCUGCGGCUGCAGCUUCUUGUGCAGCGACUGCUGCCGCAGCAUCGGGUGCCACAUCCAGCGCUGUUGGUAAAUCUUCAUCUCCAGCAGCACAGCGUGCCAUAGACGCAGCUAAGAAGGCAGCUGAACUUGCUAAACUAGUAGCCGAUGGGAAAGCAUGUUAUAAACAGACAGCACUGGCCGUCAGAGAAGCUGCUGACCUGGCAAAAAUAGCCGCAGAUGUUGCCCAGGUCGAGGCAGAGACCUUUCUAACAGGAAAUUCAAGAAGGAAGCGUGACAUCUUUUCUAUUGCCCUUUUACCUGCAGCAGCAGCAAGAGCCGCAGCAGCAUCUGAUCAGGCAGCAAAUGCUACGUCAAUGGUCGUCCAACGUCAACCAAAUGCUAUUAACGCAGCUCAGACUGCUGCUGAAAAUGUGGCCUUGAUUUCUGAAGAAAUCUCAGACGAUCUACAAUUAGAGCUUGCGUCUGCAAGUGACCUAAGUGCAGCGGUGACGUAUUCCAUUUAUGCAGCUCAAGCAACUGCAAAAAUGUCGCAGGCCACAGCAACCGCAGCCUUAAGUGCAACAGGAACUGUGACUACAAAUGAAAUUGCAUUAUUAGUGGCCAAUUCAGCAAAGACAACUGCCGGGUCUGCCGAAGCCACAGCCAUCGCAGCACUUGCAUCUCUCCCACUUGAGGCUCUAUUGCCAGUUAACAGGUCCACACAAACAACAACACCGUCUCUUGUAAGUGCAAACGGCACCGUCUCCAUUACAACGUCAACAUCUGCUGCGGCAGCUGCGGCAGCUAUGGCAGCGUCAACAGCAAUGGUCCUUGGCGUAUCAGAUGAGGCCAAGAGGGCAGCAGCUGCUGCUGAGAUUGCAGCUAAUGCAUCGAUACAGCUUGCACAAGGAAAACUUUCACCCUUGAAGGCUGCAGCUGCUGCCAGACGUGCGGCAGAUGAGGCAGAAGCCGCAGCCAAUGCUGCGGUUAGGGCAGCGAACUCCUCAGCUAUCAGGAACGCUCAAAGUAUUGCACAAGUGGCUUUAGACGCCGCAUCAGCAGCACGGAAAGCAGCCGAGGCAGCGACUCUCGCCUCCUCCGGAACAACAGACGCGAUCAAGGAAACUGGAGCUGCUGCUGAAAUGCUGAGGGAUGCAGCAAAUAAUACUUUGGCCAUUUUGAAAGCUGCGCAGCAACAACCAGAGCUCUCCUCAAUCAUCCAGGCGGAGUUGGUGGCUCGUAUGGUGGAGGCAACCGGCAUCAUCACUGAAAGAGCUGCAGAUGCCGCGGCAGCAAACGAGCAAGAGCUGAUGGGGAUCUUGUCAGAGGCUGCGGCAAAGGCAGCGUUGUCUGCCUCUCAAGCUGCAGCUGCAACCGUCGUGACUGUGUCAAGUGUGCAACUGACAACACCUGCAAGUGGUAGUACUGCUCCUCUGUCCCUGCCAACACAGUCCACUGCCGUGGCACGAUCACGUGAGUUAGCUGUGUCUGCAGCAACCUCUGCCGCCUCCGCGUCAGCGGCAUUGGCAGCGACUGCCUCCAUUCUGAGUGGAGUAUCACCACGUGGGGCAGCUAAAGCAGCUGUGAUCGCUGCUAAGGAGGCAGCACGAGCCAGUCAGUUAAUUGGGGCAACGUCAAUGCCAGCGGCAGUCAAAGCUGCCAAGGAGGCGGCGGCAGCAGCUAAAGUGGCAGCUAAGGCAGCCUUGGUGGAGGCAGCAAGAGAUCCUGAAUCCCUUGUCAAAAUAGAAGUCGCAAAAGCAGCAAGUCGGGCAGCGAAUGCUGCGAAGAAUGCAGCAGCCGCAGCAGCUGCUGCAGCCCGAGCCAACACAACCCUGCAGUCAAUGGCACAGGUCGAAAAGCUUGCCAAAGCUGUCACAACUGAGAACGAUGUGGUGAAGGAAGACCUGCUGAAGAUCCAAGCAGAAAUGGGACCAGAAAGGCCUGUGAUAGACUCAGUGGUUGUGAGCCACAUGUCUUACGCCACAGCAAUGGUAUCUGAAAAAGUAAUUGCAGGACUCACUGGCCCCGUUUUCUUGCCAGUUGCAGACUUGUUGCAACUUGCAGAUGCGGCAGCAGCAUCUGCUCUUGCAACAGUAACAGCCGCCGAGGCAGCAGUCAACUUGUACACUGGAACAGGAUCUGGAGAUGGUUCAGACGGGGGAUCAGGAAGUGGCUCUGGGUCUGGUAGUGGGUCUGGAAGUGGUUCAGACACAGGGUCAUCCGGUGGGUCAGGAACUGACACCGUUUCAACUGCAGUCAACAACAGAAGCAGCAUUAUAUUCAUCAGCUUUAUUGUUGUUAUCGUAUCGUCAUUACUUCAAUAACAUGGACAUUCAGCAUCCAGUUCAAUGGUUUUUGUUCUGUUCAACAGUCUAAGAAAAGCUGCACUGCUGGAAGCUCUCAAGAUAAAUGUUUAUUUGCCCUGAAGGAUCGCUUAAAAUAAUUUCUGUACAUUUUUCUAUUUAUAUACAGUCGCUAUUUAUUUUGUAUCAGGUCAAUCAACAAUAUGCUUCCCUUUUCUAUUGCUGAAUUGUAUCUAAUGUGGAAAUUGAAUGCAAUAUUUUAUUAUUGAUGUGGUUAUUAAUCAUUAAAAUGCUCUUAUAUGAACACUGUCUGUCAUUGUUCUUUCUUCCUUUGUUCAUUAA
Molecule: messenger RNA, 9239 nt
Organism: Synchiropus splendidus (mandarinfish)
Lineage: Eukaryota; Metazoa; Chordata; Actinopteri; Syngnathiformes; Callionymidae
Product: talin-2-like
Exons: 2
Coding region: 2337-8918 (2193 amino acids)
Source: RefSeq, a predicted model, not a curated record